AAAUUACUAAUUGACAAGGAUAUAAUGGUGAAGUGUGUGAACCGUGAACAGCAUCAGCCUUGCUUUGCCGUCUCAACGUGUUUAAUAGUGCUAGGAAUAUCAAUGUGGGCUUCGCUCUUGAUUACUGACAGAAAUAGCAAUGAAGACAAAGUUCAUACCUUGGAAAAACUAAAGAUGCAACUUCAAUGUGUGACAUGUGAUUUGUGCCACAGGAAUGGGGGUUCGGAUUGCUCACGUAGUAAUGAUUGCAAAAAACUACGAAGAAAGUGUGCAAAUCAUGGUUGGCGAAUUUCAAAGCUGUUUAAAAAGUCAAUUCUACCCGAAAAAUGUCAAAAUACUCAUGAAUCAAGAGAGUACGUGGAAAAGAAAAUAGACGAUGGCAUGAAAAGAGAAAUGGAAAUGCUAAAUAAUGAAAUGACAGACGAUCAGGCAGAAUAUUUAGAGAAGUUCUCGGAACAAACAAACAUGAUGGUUUUACAUUGGUUCCCAUUGGUCGAAGAAAAUCAAUCAAACGCAACCCAUUGGACUAGAAUAACCAACUACGAACGACAUAGAUCGACUUUCUCGGUGUCAACGGGACCCAGCGGGUCAUAUGAGGACGGAUUUGCAGUUUUGCAGGAAUCUGGUCUUUACCAUGUCUACGCAAAAAUUACUUUUGUGUGUACGGAGGGAGACAAGAAAGGAAAAAGGGUGCAUAUGGAAGUAGGAGUCCAAAACUACAAGGACGAUUCCAAGUAUUACAGUAUACUAAGCGAGAACCAGCAUCUGAAUUGUGCACUAGAGGGCGGGCUAGUCACUUUAUACCAGGAAGGUUUAUUCCGGCUUGCAAAGUCAAAUAGAGUAUUUUUGCGAUACAAAGUACCAGAAAACGUAGAGCUAGCCUCACACAACGCUUAUAGCAAGUCCUAUUUUGGGAUGCACCGCACUGGAGCAGCGUGACCAUUUCGAUUUCACGUAUGAGGUAAACCAUUAAAUGGUUUUGCCAGAUGUUAGUAUUUUUGUUUUAAUUUGUCUUUUUAGGGCCUACAUAUAUACGCUGAUUUGAUCACCAUUUUCAUAUAAUGAUGUUUUGUAUUCCUUAAAUGGAACUAACUAAUGUCACAUGAUUGUAUGCAAUUAUUCUUUUAAUUACUUAAAUAUAUAUUCAUAUAACCUAGAAUAAUACCAUAAUUGAUCGAGAACUUAAUUUGUCUCAAAUUUAAUUUACCUUCACGGCUUAUGAAUGAUUGCGUAUCGCUUACGUGUAACUAAAUUAUUUUUCUCAUGAAAAUUUACUAAUUUUGUUGUUUUUGAACACCGCUUUUUUCAAGUUUAUGAAUAUUUGGGUGGUAAUUGACUUCGAUCGAUCGCAUCGUUGAUAAGAACUUUUUGCUGUGAAUUGUAUUUUGUUAUGUUAAUGUUUUCUGGUGAACUAAACAAAACAAACCUUUCCUCUAAAGGGUUUUAAUUUUACUUUGUUUCAAAUUUACUCUCGAGUUUUAUCGAAAACUUUAUUUGGUGUUUUUAAUUUAUAUGAGGGAAACACUUUUCCUAUCCGCCAGCCUUAACUGUACACGAUAAAAUUGUAUUGUAUUAUAUAUAUACAAUUGUAAUCUUUUUUUUAGCAGAUUCGGUGCUUCUACCAUAUUUUGUACACUUUUUUUAUCAUAUUUAUAGCCCAUUUGGUUUGUGUGUGUGUGAGGGGUUCUGUUUUGUUUUGACCA
Molecule: messenger RNA, 1703 nt
Organism: Styela clava
Lineage: Eukaryota; Metazoa; Chordata; Ascidiacea; Stolidobranchia; Styelidae
Biological process (GO): immune response
Cellular component (GO): membrane
Molecular function (GO): tumor necrosis factor receptor binding
Source: RefSeq, a predicted model, not a curated record